GUAAUAUUUAUAUCUACAGGUAUAAGGUAUAGGUUUUUAUAGGGGAAUACGUUACGUUACCAUGAGAGUGUUCAUAGCUCUAAUCCUUCUGAACUCGAACGCCUCCAUCUUGGCAAAAUUACUUCAAUGUCUAAAUGAUGUUUGUUCAGAACGGGGUUGGUCAGGGUUGGAUGAGUCGAUUCCAAGACCUUGUGAACCACGUAAUGAUAUGUUGAACGUGGCUGAAACAGGAACCGUCACAGUAGAACCUUCGAAUGCUACUUGUGGAUUUCCUAAAAGAUCAAAGUUCUGUAGCUUGAAAAAUCAUCUUUCAUGCCUCUCAUGUGACAGCUCACGAAAAGAUUUAAGUCACGACCCAAAUCAUAUGAUCGACGCCAUUAAAUGGACAUGGUGGCAAAGCAAAAGUAAUCCCGGUCCACCAGGUCGACCGCUUGAAGUCAAUGUGUCGAUUGCGCUGCCUAUGAAGUUUAUUCUUACAGAUGACGUCAUCAUAGAUUUCUACGAUGGGCGACCUCAAGUGAUGAUGGUGGAAAAGUCAUCCGACCAUGGAAUCACGUGGUUACCGCUGCAAUACUUCGCUGACAACUGCCUCGCUCGCUUUGGGAUGCCUGCCAAAGACACGGAAAGCACUUUUUCAACAUUUACUGAAGCUUUAUCGCCGUUUUGCACCGAAGAUUGCAGCAUUAACGAUAGUUGGGACAGUACAGACAUUACUCGUGUCUCUGUAUCUAACCGACUCACCGAUUUGCUUAUCCUUGGCUUGGAAAAGGAAGAAAUGUGCGGAGCCUUGGAGAACAACACUUUAGGUCUAAGGAGUUUUUUAGAGAUCACCAACCUCCGUAUUCGUCUUAUCCGACCUCCAGUGAUGCAGUGGAACAAAUCAAAUGGAAAACAAAGUCAUCUAAGCUCUUCUUAUCAUUACGGAAUUAAGAAAGUGCAAAUCAACGCAAGAUGUCAAUGUAACGGUCAUGCCAGUUCAUGCGUGUACGAAGGUAAAUCAGCAAGAUGUGAAUGCCAGCAUGAUACUGUAGGAAAGCAAUGUGAGAAAUGUCGACCUUUGUUUUGGAUGACGUCAUGGCGACAAGGAAGUUUCUUCCCGAAGCGUGAAAGAGGAACCGCUAAUCCUUGUUUAUCUUCGUAUUCGAAGUGGUACAGAGACAAGCUGUUCAAAGAGGUGUUGUUUACUCCCAACGAUUUCCAAAACGCGAAAGCCCUGCAACUGCCAGAGCCGUGCCAAUGUAAUAAACAUAGCGAACGGUGUGAACUUGUAAGCGUUGUAGGAAUGCUGUGUGUGGAUUGCAGACAUAAUACGGAAGGGGAAAACUGCCAUAGAUGUAAGAACAGAUUCUACAGGAAUGCAAACGUACCGAUUAACGACACACGAACAUGUAAACCUUGCAAAUGUGACCGAGUUGGCUCAUAUGGAAAAUGGUGCAGAUCUCACGGCCAAUGCAACUGCAGACCUAACUUUGUGGGUAGAACGUGCAACAGGUGUAAAUCUGGUUGCUAUCGAAUAAACAGAUCGUGUAAAAAAAUUACGAAUAAGUGCAACUCUGCGGCAACAUGCGCUGGACGAACAGAUGAGAACCAGAUCCUUCGAAAUCCUUUCUUGGCUUGCGUUUUCACCCCUGCCGGUUGGUGUUCAUGCUCAAACCAUAUAUUUGUAAACUGCACUGCCAUGGCACCCUUUCAAAGCAGAAAUACAACGAGGACCAACUUGAAAGAUAAUGGAAGCAGCGCGUGUACCUGUAUAGGGACGAAACAUUUUUUACACUUAUUAACUUUUCUGACCCUCUUCUUUAUUAUAUGAUGCCUAUCGUUGUAGUUUUCGAAGCGCAGCUACUAUCAGAGACAGAACUGUUGUCGUAGAUUGAAAAUGAAGGUACCAGUACGGCAGUACAUCAUCACUUAUUUAAUCUCGCCUUAUCGCCUAGGUGGACAAAGCAAGAAUUUUAACACUUGUGAUAUAUUUUGCAACGUGUGUAAAGCGAACAAGCGACGCUUUCCGUUCUCCUAAAACAAUUUAGUAUUUGCGCGCACUUUUCAUUAUUUUACUUUUUACUGAUCUCUUGCUUUGAGCCGAUAAAAAGAUUCCAAUAUUCUUUUGUUUCUCUGAAAAAAUCCCCGAAUGCAGUACCAGAAACAUAGACAUCCGAUAAACAAUAACAAACGCUAAACGUUUGACUGCAUUCAGCAUGACAUGGUUGUCUCUUCGAAGAAGGAGAUUAAUAGAGAUUUAAAUGUACUAUAAGUCAUUAAGAAAUGACAACACCA
Ciona intestinalis (vase tunicate) is the source of this 2274-nucleotide messenger RNA. The record is from RefSeq and is a predicted model, not a curated record. Lineage: Eukaryota; Metazoa; Chordata; Ascidiacea; Phlebobranchia; Cionidae.